Ustilago hordei is the source of this 1269-nucleotide messenger RNA. Its product is annotated as putative SDS22 - protein phosphatase 1, regulatory subunit 7. The record is from RefSeq and is a predicted model, not a curated record. Lineage: Eukaryota; Fungi; Basidiomycota; Ustilaginomycetes; Ustilaginales; Ustilaginaceae. Gene Ontology annotation, molecular function: protein binding. The transcript has a single exon. Bases 1 to 1269 code for a protein of 422 amino acids.
AUGGCGCACUCUUCAACAGCUUCGUCAUCAACCGCAGCCGAUGCAAAGCCUAAGGUGCAGAUCGUAGGCGAAGUAUCACCAGCACCCACUCUAUCAUCCAAAGAUCGCCCUUCCGCUGGCGGCGACAAUUCAGAUUCGGAUUCGGACGACGACCGCCACAAUGCCAACGAAGACAAUGAAGAAGAUCCGCAAACAGAAGACGAAGCAGGCCCAUCCUCCGCCACAAACGAAACCGAACCCGCCAACAAUGGCAUUACCCGUGGCAUCGUGCAGUAUGGUUCUGUUCGAGUUGAUCACACUGGUGCACCUCAACAACCUGAACCACCAACCGAAGAAAUCCCCGACGACUCUGAACUCCUAACCCACUACCCAGACACCGAAGAAGUGCUCGAUCUCGGUCAUCUUCGUCUCACAACAACAAAGAAUUUGGGUCUACAACGAUUUGCUCCCCAUCUCAAACGACUUUGUCUUCGUCAAAACCUUCUCACUAAAAUUCGAUCCAAAGACAUUGGGCUUCUGACAGAGCUAGAGGCUCUGGAUUUGUACGACAACAGUCUCGAGAAAGUUUCGGGCUUGGACGAACUAAAGAAGUUAGAAUCGUUGGAUCUAUCGUUCAACAACAUCCAUCACAUUUCGAACGUAUCGCAUCUGGGGCAGUGUAAAGAGCUGUUUUUUGUUCAGAAUAAGAUCUCUCGUGUUCGACCAGAUGACCUAGAUGGAGCGAUCGCAGGGUCGUUACAGAGUCUAGAGCUGGGUGGGAACAGGUUACGAGCGAUAGAGAACAUCGGUCAUCUUGCGAACCUAACGAAACUUUGGUUGGGAAAGAACAAGAUCAUCUCUCUCCACGGUCUUUCUUCUCUCACAAACCUCAAAGUGCUCUCCAUCCAGAGCAAUAGGAUCACCAAACUCGAAGGCCUGGAGCAGCUGGUGAACCUGGAAGAGCUAUACAUUUCCCACAACGGUCUAACCAAGCUCGAAGGCUUAGAGAGGAAUACAAAGUUGACGGUGUUGGAUGUGGGUGGGAACAUGAUUGAGAAGGUUGAGAAUGUUAGGCAUUUGGAGAAGAUGGAAGAGUUUUGGGCAAAUGAUAAUAAGAUUGCGGAUAUUAAUGGGUUGGAUCAGGAGUUAGGAGAGGGGAGGAUGCCGCGGUUGGAAACGGUUUAUUUGGAGGGGAACCCGGGGAUGAGAAAGGAAGGUGCGGCUUAUAGGAGGAAGGUCAUGUUGAUGUUACCUCAGGUUAGGCAGAUUGAUGCAACUUUUGUGCGAUGA